AUGCAGAUCUUCGUCAAGACCCUCACCGGCAAGACCAUCACCCUUGAGGUCGAGUCAUCCGACACCAUUGACAACGUCAAGAGCAAGAUCCAAGACAAGGAAGGCAUUCCUCCGGAUCAGCAGCGCCUCAUCUUUGCUGGCAAGCAGCUCGAGGACGGUCGCACCCUUAGCGACUACAACAUCCAGAAGGAGUCGACUCUCCAUCUCGUCCUCCGUCUUCGCGGUGGUAUGCAGAUCUUCGUCAAGACCCUCACCGGCAAGACCAUCACUCUUGAGGUCGAGUCGUCCGACACCAUCGACAAUGUCAAGUCGAAGAUCCAGGACAAGGAGGGCAUUCCCCCAGACCAGCAGCGCCUGAUCUUCGCUGGCAAGCAGCUUGAGGAUGGCCGUACUCUCUCCGACUACAACAUCCAGAAGGAAUCCACUCUCCACCUCGUCCUCCGUCUCCGUGGUGGUAUGCAGAUCUUCGUCAAGACUCUUACUGGAAAGACCAUCACAUUGGAAGUGGAAUCAUCAGACACUAUCGACAACGUCAAGUCGAAGAUCCAGGACAAGGAGGGUAUUCCCCCGGACCAACAGCGCCUGAUCUUCGCCGGAAAGCAGUUGGAGGACGGUCGUACGCUCUCUGACUACAACAUCCAGAAGGAGUCAACCCUCCACUUGGUGCUCAGACUUCGUGGCGGUCAGUAG
This is a messenger RNA of Aureobasidium pullulans EXF-150, 690 nucleotides long. Its product is annotated as ubiquitin. The transcript is spliced from 2 exons. Gene Ontology annotation, biological process: protein ubiquitination; modification-dependent protein catabolic process. The record is from RefSeq and is a predicted model, not a curated record. Gene Ontology annotation, molecular function: protein tag activity; ubiquitin protein ligase binding. Gene Ontology annotation, cellular component: cytoplasm; nucleus. Lineage: Eukaryota; Fungi; Ascomycota; Dothideomycetes; Dothideales; Saccotheciaceae. The coding region runs from base 1 to 690 and encodes 229 amino acids.